This is a messenger RNA of Lates calcarifer (barramundi perch), 900 nucleotides long. RefSeq names its product ladderlectin. The coding region runs from base 1 to 762 and encodes 253 amino acids. Lineage: Eukaryota; Metazoa; Chordata; Actinopteri; Centropomidae. Gene Ontology annotation, molecular function: signaling receptor activity. The transcript has 4 exons. The record is from RefSeq and is a predicted model, not a curated record.
AUGUCGAUCCCUGAUGGUUUCAGACAAGGAACUGAGCCUUUUAUCUCUAUCCCAAAUGGUUUUAGACAGGGAACCGAACCCAUGAUGUCUGCCUCAGAUAGUCGUAGGCUAGAAUCAGAACCUUUUAUGUCUAUCCCAGCCGGUUUUAGACAGGGAACAGAACCUGUUCAUAAGGUCCCAGAGGGCUUUAAGCAGGGAACUGAACCUUCUCUUCAUAUCCCAGAUGGCUUUAGGCAGGGAACCGAACCCUUCAUGUCGGUCCAAGAUGGUUUCAGACAGGGCACUGAACCCAUUCUUACAAUCCCGGAGGGCUUUCGACAGGGAACUGAACCCUCUGCCUCUGGGAUCCAAACACAGACAGUGGCAUGUAAGGGGGAAGUCAUCAAUAGAAACUGCUAUGAGUUCAACCCUACGCCACUGGCCUUCCAGGAUGCACAGGUCUUCUGCAGGGCUCUUGCCCCAAAUGCUGAGCUUGCAUCUGUAACCAGUGGCGAUCUGCAUUCCCGCUUGGUUUCCCUGGUGACCAAGGGUGGUGAGAGCAACCCUGUGUUGACUUGGCUUGGAGGCGUGGUCAAGAAUCAGCAGGCAUCAUGGGUAGACGGGUCAGAGUGGAGUUACAGUGACUGGAUGCCCGGACACCCCAACAUUCACACUGAUAAACCUGUGUGUUUGGAGAUGUUCAAGAUAGAUGAGAGCUGGUGGACGGCCGCUGACUGUGGACUGAAGAGAGCGUCCAUCUGCUCUUACCCCAUCACUGCAUGAAGACCACAAAACACAGCAUAAAAGAGUGCUCUCUCGAUUUGUUUCCUCUUAAUCUUUCUAACAAACAGUGUUUCCAUUACUGUGGGAUACCUACUGCAAUGUGUGCUUGUGUCCCCUUAAAUAAAACUUGACAUAUUA